UCUCCCCCGCCUCAGACCGACUGCUUCAACUACGUGCGCUUCCUGCAGAGCUACAACAGCUCCCACCUCUACGCCUGCGGCACCUACGCUUUCCAGCCCAAGUGCACCUACAUCGAACUGUCUGGCUUCACCCUGGACCAAGUGGCUUUCGAGGAUGGCAAGGGGAAGUGUCCGUACGACCCCACCAAGGGACACACCGGCCUCAUCGUGGACGGGGAGCUGUACUCGGCCACCUUCAACAACUUCCUGGGCACGGAGCCCGUCAUCCUCCGCAACCUGGGCCCCCACUACUCCAUGAAGACAGAGUAUCUCACCUCCUGGCUGAACGAGCCCCACUUCGUGGCUUCGGCUUACGUGCAGGAGAGCGCGGCCAGCAGCACCGGGGAUGACGACAAGGUUUACUUCUUCUUCAGCGAGCGGGCGGUGGAGUACGACUGCUACGCGGAGCAGGUGGUGGCCCGCGUGGCACGGGUCUGCAAGGGGGACGUCGGCGGUGCCCGCACGCUGCAGAAGAAGUGGACGACCUUCCUGAAGGCUCGCUUGGUGUGCUCGGCGCCCGAGCAGCAGCUCCACUUCAACCGCCUCCAGGGGGACGUGGAUGUCUCAGCUAUUUGCCGGUACCACAUCCUGGAGGUGAAGAAGGCGUUCGAGGGGCCCUACAAGGAGUACCGGGAGCAGGCGCAGAAGUGGGGCCGGUACUCGGAUGAGGUGCCGAGCCCCCGUCCCGGCGCGUGCAUCACUGACUGGCACCGCCAGAACGGCUUCGCCAGCUCCCUCGAGCUGCCCGACAACACCCUCAACUUCGCCAAGAAGCACCCGCUGAUGGACGAGCCCGUCCUGCCCCACCGUGGGCGCCCGCUCCUCCUCAAGAAAGACGCCAACUUCACCCAGCUGGUGGUAGACCGGGUGCUCGGGCUGGACGGCACUGUCUACGAGGUGCUCUUCAUCGGCACAGUCCUCCCGCUGCGACCCGCAGGCGAUGGCUGGGUGCACAAGGCGCUGAACCUGGGUGCUCGCGUCCACCUGGUCGAGGAGCUGCAGGUUUUCGAGCCAGCGCAGCCUGUGGAGAGCCUGGUCCUGGCCGGUCGGAAGGUGAGCGGUGCCACGGGGAAGGGGCAGGGUGUCGCCUCACCCCUGGCCGACUGCGGCCGCUACCAGUCCUGCACGGACUGCGUCCUUGCCCGGGACCCCUACUGCGCCUGGAGCCGCAAUGCCAGCCUCUGCGUCCGCACCGACGGCCUCAAUGGGUCCCAGCUGGUCCAGGACAUGCUGAGCUCCGACACCAGUGCCUGCACCCUGCCGCAGGUGGCCAAGCAAGGGCCCAUCCCCCCCAAAAACGUGACGGUGGUGGCGGGCACCGACCUGGUGCUGACGUGCCGUUUGGGCUCCAACCUGGCCCAGGCGCUGUGGACCUUCGAGGGCCGGGCGCUGGCGGCUGAGCAGGCGCUGGUGCUGCAUGACACCCGUCUGCGGGCUCUGGUG
This is a messenger RNA of Phaethon lepturus (White-tailed tropicbird), 1482 nucleotides long. RefSeq names its product semaphorin-4C-like. Lineage: Eukaryota; Metazoa; Chordata; Aves; Phaethontiformes; Phaethontidae. The record is from RefSeq and is a predicted model, not a curated record. Gene Ontology annotation, molecular function: chemorepellent activity; semaphorin receptor binding. Gene Ontology annotation, biological process: semaphorin-plexin signaling pathway; negative regulation of axon extension involved in axon guidance; muscle cell differentiation.